AUGGCAACACAGAAAGCUCUAGUCAUCAUUGGUCCGAAUACAGCAGAGGUGACGACAAGCCGCCCUCUACCUACUCUUCCAGAUGACUGUAUCCUUGUGAAGACCGUCGCGGUCGCACUAAACCCGGCGGACUGGAAACUUCUCAGUCACUCCCCUCCUGGAGGAGCACUACUAGGAUUCGAUUACUCCGGCACCGUCGAGAAAAUCGGAAAAUCGGUGACAAAGCCAUUCAAAACCGGCGAUCGUGUUUUCGGAUACGGCCGUGGCGCCAACAACGAUCGACUAGAAGAUGGAACAUUCGCCGAAUACAUUAUUGUGAAAGGCGAUCUACAAAUACAAAUCCCAGAACACCUUUCAUUCGAAGAAGCCGCCACCAUGGGAGUCGCCCUAUACACUGCCGGCCAAGGCUUAAUCCAGAACCUUGGCCUCCCAUUCAUGAACGAACAAUCCACCGAGCCGAUUCCUAUUCUUAUCUAUGGCGGAUCAUCCGUGACUGGCGCAAUGGGAAUCCAACUAGCCAAACUGGCUGGCUAUACACCCAUAGUCACCUGUUCGAAACACAACUUUGAUUUCGUGAAGUCCCUUGGCGCAGCAGCCGUCUUCGACUACAAGGACCCGGAAAUCGGAAAGAAGAUUCGAGAAUACACGAAAGAUUCCAUGACGCUGGCCUGGGAUACUAUCUCGGAAGAGUCUAGUGCAUUGAUCUGUGCGGCAGCUCUAUCGUCUUCUGGAGGACGAUACGGCUCUCUUGGACCAUCGAAGUGCCCACGGGACGACGUGCAGUCUAACAUGACUGUUGGAACUACGCUCUUUGGGGAGGCAAUUCAAAUCGGAGAAUACAAAAUCCCUGCUAUGCCUGAUCAUCUGGCUUUUGCUAAGAAGCUUGCUGUUCUCUCUGAGAAUUUCUUGGCUGAGAAGAAGAUCAAGCCUCUUGUUCCGAGGGUUAUGGAUGGUGGUUUGAGUGGUAUAGCAAAUGGGUUGCAGUUGUUGCGCGAGAAUAAGGUUAGUGCUCAAAAGCUUGUUUAUCGGGUUGCGGACACUGUAUAG
Penicillium odoratum is the source of this 1047-nucleotide messenger RNA. Its product is annotated as zinc-binding alcohol dehydrogenase family protein. The record is from RefSeq and is a predicted model, not a curated record. Gene Ontology annotation, molecular function: oxidoreductase activity, acting on NAD(P)H. The transcript has a single exon. NCBI's taxonomy places the organism in Eukaryota, Fungi, Ascomycota, Eurotiomycetes, Eurotiales, Aspergillaceae. Bases 1 to 1047 code for a protein of 348 amino acids.